Molecule: messenger RNA, 1155 nt
Organism: Athalia rosae (coleseed sawfly)
Lineage: Eukaryota; Metazoa; Arthropoda; Insecta; Hymenoptera; Athaliidae
Product: cytochrome b5 domain-containing protein 1
Exons: 1
Coding region: 71-874 (267 amino acids)
Source: RefSeq, a predicted model, not a curated record
AGUAUUUUUUUUCAUUCAAUUCUACAGAAUCGUUUAGCGCUAACUUCGCCCGUGUCGCCUUGUCUAAUUUAUGAUUCCAAAAUAUUUUAUUCGUUAUUUGAUAAAUAUGUGCGAAGAAAGAGAACCGAAAAUUCAGGUAUCCAGCGAACGGUAUUACCUGCCAACAGAAGUUGCGACCCACAACUCGCCGAAGGACUGUUGGGUUUCUUUCCUCGGUGGGGUUUUUGAUCUCACCGAUCUUUGUGCCAAAUGGUAUGGCGAUGAUAAAAUUAAACCGAUUCUGGCGCACGCUGGAAAGGACAUCAGCCACUGGUUCGAUCACGAGAAAAAUGAUAUAAAACAUUAUGUACAUCCUGUAACCGGAGUUUCCGUACCGUAUUGUCCUCAUGGUCCGAUUCCCGACGUUAAUCCCGCUGCCCCAGCCUCCACCUGGAGACCACUUGACAGAUGUCCUUGGUGGCUAGACGAGACCUACCGGAUAGGAAAUAUCACGAGUAAUCCGAGACCCUGUAAAAUUAUUAACGUCCUUAUUGGAACCGAGACGGUGAUAUCGGUGAGCUUGGUUCCACAGUCACCCCAGAGGACAGUUACGAAUUUACUUUCCAUAUUUUCUUUUUUCCUUUCGAUUUACACUACCCUCCAGGUUUGCGAGGAGGACACGAUCGAACGUAUACAGGAACGUUGUCUGGGGAUGAAUGCACACGGUGCUUCUUACACGUGGAAAUUUGAAGGGAAAUACCUAAAUUCAUGCUGUACUUUGACCGAAAAUGGGAUACCCGAUGAACGGGAUCGAUUCAUCGCCUGCGGAUUACCCGAUGAUUUUUAUAUACCCGCCCUAAUGUGCUAUUUCAACGACGAUUUGACCGAGGCAUAAUACUAUUGAAUCGAUACAGCGCUGCGUGAAUUUGAUUUCUAUUUCGCGUAAUUCAAACGCCAAUUCGCGGUUGCCGCGCGUUCGACUCCGCGGUCACGCGUUCGUAGUUCGGAGUUCGCGUGUCAGAUGCCGCCACCGUCCAAUGCUUAGGAUUUCAUCCCCUAUUUCGAAUGCACUACGAAGAUUUUUCCCAAUUUAUAUUCAUACCCGAUAUCGCAUCGAUUCGUGAAUUUUUUGAAAUUUUCCGAAAAAAUGAUUCAAUUUACAUUCUCUCUACAAUU